Molecule: messenger RNA, 4385 nt
Organism: Stegastes partitus (bicolor damselfish)
Lineage: Eukaryota; Metazoa; Chordata; Actinopteri; Pomacentridae
Gene: ngef
Product: neuronal guanine nucleotide exchange factor
Exons: 15
Coding region: 198-2540 (780 amino acids)
Biological process (GO): activation of GTPase activity
Molecular function (GO): protein binding; guanyl-nucleotide exchange factor activity
Source: RefSeq, a predicted model, not a curated record
UCUCUCUAAUCUCUUAGUUGUUGUUUUUAGUAUACUUGUCCUUGGGAUUUACUUUUUAACAGAAUUUCACAUUUUUCGACAUGGAUUUGCUCCUGGACUCUGGCUAAUUAUGACAAAUUUUUUUCUUCCAAUAUCCCCGAAGUCAAACACAAUCUUCCAAGCUCACCUUUUCAAAGAAGAAACAAGGAUCAAUUACCAUGUCUGUGACUGCUCUGUUCAGGGGCAAGUGGGGGCAGAAGGCACAGGAUGCCCAAGAAAAGCAUCCUGCAGCUGUGGUUCAACCGAGCAAUGAGGAGGACUAUGAUGAGGAUGACUCCAAAGUUGGUUUCAGCAGAGAGCCUAUCCGUAGGAACUCCCGCUUUUACCGGUCAAUGAGGAAGAAGAGGCUGGCUUCAUCCCAGCAGCCUGAAAGUUCUACAGGGUCUGGUUUGGACCACAGUCCAUCCAACAUGGCACAAGUCUCCUCUACUGCUCCUUUACCCCACAAGUCACCUUUGUUGCCAGGGGCUAGAUGCCCUCAGCGCUCGCCACAGCUCCAUCAUUCCAGAGCUGUGUUGCCAAGCAAUGGCGAGGCCAGCAGCAGACAUGCUCGGUACAACACUGAUGCUGUGGAUAGGAGAAGAGGAGGAGUGGGAGGAGGGAGGAGUGUGGACAUAUCUGCUGCUUUCAAUAGCCAGCACAGAGAUUUUACAGCUGACAUGAUCACUUACCGCACUCACAGCAUUCAAAGCAAAGAGAUAAAAAAUCUUUCUGAGCAAACAGCUACAGCUUGCACUGUAAAGGAGACCAGAGGAAGAACAAUGAACUCACAACAGCCCGAUUCUGACGGACCAGACCAGGAUAACAUCAACAUCAGGUUGCUGAGCAAUGGAGAACGCUCCCAGACAAUCGGCCACAGCCUGAAAAUCGUCAAAAACAUUGGUUUCCUGUACCAGGAAUACAGGGACACUUCUAAGCAGCAGGAAAUUGAACAACGACGGCAGCAAGAGAACCUUUCUCCUGGGAUCAAGACAGGGUCUGUGGUGGCAGGGUCUGGUGUAAUAUCUCCACCUGUGCUACAACUACAACUGAGGAACAGUGCUCAGUCACUGAGCUUGUGGCAAAACCUGGAAGCUGUGCAGGCAAGCGGCUUACUCACCCAGCUACCGCAUAAAGAAAUCAUAAUGCAAGAGGCCAUGUUUGAGCUUGUUACCUCAGAAGCAUCCUACUACAAGAGUUUGGAAAUUUUAGAGACGCACUUCCUGCGUAACCCUGCUUUAAUCAACACCCUCAGCCAAUCUGACAUGCAUUUUCUGUUCUCCAACAUCGAAGAAGUCAUGAAAGCGAGUGAAAGGUUCUUGAUGGAUCUUGAGCACCGAAUUGAGGAGUCUAUUUUGAUUUCAGAAGUGUGCGACAUUGUUUCUCACCAUGCAGUAGAACACUUCAGCGUCUUUAUUACAUACGUCAUAAACCAGGUUUACCAAGAGAAGAAUUACAGACGCAUUCUAGAGGGAAACCAGGCAUUUCGGGAGGCCAUGGCCACACUGGAGAACCAUCCACGUGUCAGGGGACUGUCCUUUACUUCUUUCCUCAUCCUUCCUUUCCAGAGGAUCACAAGACUCAAGCUGCUUGUGCAAAACAUCCUGAAAAAAGCUGAGGAAAACACUGACAGGGAAGCAAAUGCCAUCAAAGCACAUCAGCAGCUGGAGCAGAUUGUGAAAGAGUGCAACGAGGGGGUACGGAAAAUGAGCCGCACUGAGGAGCUUAUCAGCAUUGAGAAAACAUUGGAGUUUAAAUCCAAGUCUGUGCCCAUCAUUUCCCAUUCCCGCUGGUUGCUUAAGAAGGGUGAAGUGCAGCUGAUGGCUGGGCCUAAGAGUACUAGGACCAUGCGAAGUCGGAAGCUCUACCAGCCAGUCUACUUGUUUCUUUUUAACAAUCUGUUGCUGGUCACCAAGCGCAGUGGGGACAAGUUCCAGGUUCUUGACUCAUGCACCCGGGCUAUGUUGAGGACUGAAGAUCUUGAAGACCAGGGCCAGCUGCUGGCCAAUGUCUUUAAUCUCAAGCUGCUGGAGAACCAAGAGGAGCGUCCAGUUAGCUACAUGCUCAAGACUUCCAGUAUGAGUGAUAAGCUUCGAUGGAUGUGUACAUUGACUCCUAAUCGACGCACACGCUUUAUGUCUACCAGUGCCCACCAACCAGACUCUCCACAGGUGCAGUGUAUUCAGUCAUACUCAUCUCAGGAGCCAGAUGAACUCUCCACUGAGAUGGCCGAUGUUUUGAACCUCCUUGAGAGAACAGAUGAUGGCUGGAUGAUGGGUGAAAGACUUCAUGACGGCGAAAGGGGCUGGUUCCCUUGUCGAAUAGUAGAGGAGAUCCAGAGCAAGGAGGUCCGAGCUCAGAACCUGAGAGAGGCCUUUCGGAUCCAACAGGCGCAUGAAAGUGGAGUGGGCCAAACUGGAGCCAGGAGUGGUAUAAGGGCGGGAAGACGCACCCCAAAAGCCUCCAGCUUCUCCACUCCUUGGACUGGUCAAAUGGGGGACAGCAGUGAAGUAAAUCAGUGAAUCAGUCACAAAUAUGAAUGUCACUACUGAGAGCCAUAUGCACUAAGAGAAAAAAAAAAAUCAGGAUACAUGUCACUUCAUUCCUACACAAUGAAACUUGUCCCUUUGAUCUUUACAGCAGUGGAAUGUUUUAGAAAUCUCCAGUUUUGGUCUCAGUGAUCAGGGAGAAGUUAUCAAAGCGCUUCAGUCAAUAACCUUGUGCAAGCAAUCCUGCAUGUCCCAUAAAUGUGUGGUGAAGGUGUUUUGAGGCCCACAUACUGUGGUGUGUAAUGCAUGGACUGUUUGGAGCUGCAAAACCCCUUAAAUCCCUCAGCUGCAUGGGCAGGUUUUAAAACUUGUUGCUUUAAUUUAAUUGUAAAAUGCCUUUAAACACUGAAUUACACACAGAGCCACAUCAUAAACAUGCUAAUCUUUUAGGGCUAUAAGACAACAAUGCAGCCUUGAAAGAUCAAUGUGCUGUAGCUUAAGGAAACACAUGCAAAAACAUAAUCCAUAUGGCAACACAUGCACCCCAAAUAGAAAAUAUUCUGCUAAGAAAUCAAUCAAACACAAGAAUAAUCUGACAACUGGAAAAACAAACAAACAAAAAAAAAACCCCACAUCAAGCUACAGAAAAUACAACCACCUACACACAGCUCAACUAAAUACAGAAAUCAGAUUCAAAUACAGACAUGACCUGCAAAUACAAACUGGUACGAGAUCAGGAAUCAGUAAAAGGUUAACACUUGGUUAAAAUUAGGUAUCAACAAUAACAUCAAAAUCAUGCAAUCACAAUGUUAAAACUAAAACAAAACAAAACUGACUAAAACACUGGUUAGUUCUUGAGGUUCAAAGAAAGAACUUCACAAGCCAUGCACCGUAGCAUGCCCUAGGUGUGCUCAAAAUGUUUAGCACUUUUUAUCAUCCCAUGAAACGUUUUCUGUUUUCAAAAUCAGUCCCUUGCAACUCUGGCUGUGUACUUUGUUUUGGCAGUGCAUUUCUGUAUUUGGUUGUAUUUUUUCCCUUUGCAGCAUAUAUAAUUUAGUGCUGCACAUAUGCUGUCAAGUUGAUAAAAAUGUUUUCUUCUAUUGCAGUGCAUUGAGCUUUUAUGGCCACCUUAACAGUGUCUAAUAAAAUAAAUACAUAAAAGUAAAAAUUAAAAUCACCAAUGACUAUGUUUCUGGAUGUUCAGUAAAAGUCCAUUUAUUUCUAUACACAGCUUAAUCCUCAGUAGGGUUAGUUAAUCUAAGCAUGUCUGUAGACUGUGGGAAGCACUCAGUAAGAGUUCAGGAUAAGUGAAUCAGUUUAGGUGAUACUUCACCCAAAAUGUAUCCUUUGAGUACAAAGGACUCAGAGAAAGAUUUGUUAAUAUUUAGCGAGUUAGCACAUUCAGAUAGGUAGGAUGUAGCAGAUUUACUGGCCCUCUCACUCACACUGCCCUCUUAACCCCAAUCUUGCAAACCCCCUCUCUCCUCCCUUGUCCUGUGCAGGAGCUCAAAUGUGUAUGGGAGGUACUGGAACAGUGUUUUGCAGAACAGCGUGAGGUCGCUUUGUUUUACAUUUAUAGAACCAGGACCUGUGUACAAACACUAGAUUUUCUUCAGUGCCAAAACAGAACAGACAGCUUGCGGUCCAUGAGACUAUAUUCAAGUGCAAUAUUUUCUAAGGGCCAACCCACUGGGUUGGUGGAGAGACACAGAGACUUCAUAGAUCUGCACAUUCCAAAGAAAGCAUUCCAUGGAGAACUUCUAAAUAUAGAGCUUCUACACACAGUGAUGAAUUUUUAGGGAUUAUAUUUAUUACAGAAGAGGGAUUUCAAAAACAUCUUCAAAUUUUGGUUCCUCGGCAACCUUAUCCUCUAACUCU